This is a messenger RNA of Penicillium waksmanii, 978 nucleotides long. Its product is annotated as fungal specific transcription factor domain-containing protein. The record is from RefSeq and is a predicted model, not a curated record. Bases 1 to 978 code for a protein of 325 amino acids. The transcript is spliced from 4 exons. Lineage: Eukaryota; Fungi; Ascomycota; Eurotiomycetes; Eurotiales; Aspergillaceae.
AUGGCAUCUUGUGCGAGAGCAGCUCGCAACCUCGGUUUGCAUAAAAUUAGGUCUAAACCACUCUCUGAAAAUGGAGAUGACCUUGGGGAGAAAAGAAGGACUUGGUGGGCAAUCCACAACCUCGAUAGUGAAGAUGCUGGCAAGGAGGAUCCUUUACCUCCUGGCGACGAAUCUAGUUCAUCAGAGGUCAGAAUUGCUCUUCAAUUGUCUCGGAGAAUCUCGGGGACGAGGCUUUCAACUGACAUGGUGGGACAGCCUCUAUUUGCUGGUAUCAGUCCAACCAUUGCCACACCUGCGCCCUUCAGGCUAGGACAAUUCGCACGGGAAUGCCAGGUGUCACAUCUUGUCGGAAGAGUUGUCCGCCAUGUCUUUAGUCCUAUAUCCGACACGUACUUCCACGGAGAGGAGGCAAGGCAACUCGAACGGACCUUGUUGUCAUUUCUUCCUCUCUUGAUCGAGGAAGAAGUUCAGUUCGGUAACUAUUGUGGAGCUCUGGCGACCUGCGUGAGCUCCCUCUUCACGUUAUAUGCUGCUCCCAUGCUUCACCCGGAGAGCGCAAGCCUCGAUGAAACUGCCGCAUUGUUUGCGAUGGAGCAGCUUUCUGCAAACAUGGCCGAAAUUUCGGAUUAUAUUAUGGGCAUGGCUUCGGACGAAAGCAAGCGCUUUAGGCUGUCGCCUUUCGUGCCGUAUGCCUUAUACCAGACCGCAGUCAUAGAACUGCGACUGUUGAAGCAGAAGGGUGAACCACAACAUAGCGCAAGGGCAGGCAGAAUGGUAGAACUACUCCAACAUUUUACCAAGCGUUGGUCUAUAGCCGCUACUCUAACGAUUCUCGGCACCUCGAAGAUGGGAAAGCCGUCAAAGAUGGGAGAGCGGCUUGGCGCUUCGAGAGUCUUCCGGAUCACUGACGUGAAGAAGUCCACUACCGACGACGUACCGUUCAAGUGGCAGCACCCGCCAUCACUGCCCGAGUUUUGA